GUAUUAUAUUUGACCGUAAGUUAGGAGGACACAUGCGCUCUUUUUAGUUAUUUUCUAAUAGACGAAUGCGAAAAGUCUAAGCGCCUUAUCAGCUGAUUUACCUAACACCAUCCAAUUCAACAACACUCUUCCCGAAAUCCAUUAUUAAUACUAUUUUGUAAGGUGUACCGGUAGUUCUAAGUUUAGAAUUUCAGUCAGAAUAAUGGAUUCUAUAACUCGAGAUAGCACAGCCCCUCGGGAUCAGUUAUUAGCAGAGCUUCAUCGCUGUGCAGGUCUAGGCGAGACCGCCCAUGUUUCGCGAAUGGUGCAAGGGAUGAAGUCCGGGUUGGAUGGUCGCAAUGAGCAGGGAUGGACAGGUCUCAUGCUGGCUGCUAGAAAUGGACACGCUGAUGUCGUCAAGCUACUGCUACAAAAUGGGUGCGAUCCAUUCUUACCCAAUAAAUCAGGCCAGAAUUCUUUGGAUAUAGCCGAGUUCUGGGACCAUACAGAGGUCAUCAGUCUUCUGAGAAAUGACCCCCAAAUCAAGAAAGUGGCCGACAAGGAUCUGAUCAACUUCUUCGGUCUCAACCCUCUUGAUCGCCAGAGUCACCAAAGAACCAACAAACAGUGGUUAGAAGAUGCGAUGCGAGCACCUACAACUACCUUCGUCCUUUACAGAGACUUGAAUCCAUACAUCAUCCCUUCUGAAGACAGCAAUGGAACAUUUCAAUAUAACCUUGCUGCCUUCUCCUAUGCCGAAAUCUCAUUUGCCUUGAAGGAGGAAGCUUCAAUUAUAUUUCUAGGGGUAGGGCCACUCCACAUUUCGAUGAAAAAAGAUGGAAAUGCCCAAGAGAAGAGUUCUGAAGAGGGGGCUUGGUUUGCUUUAGACGUUGCCAGUAUUCCUCCAGAAGAUCUACAGAAAGUCAAACCUGAGGCAGAGUUAUUACCCAAGAGGAAUCGCAUGGCUAUCAUGUUACUGAGGGCAGAAGAUGCUGGAAUCAUUGCUCUGGGCAAGUCAGUGCUGGCCUGGCAUGACAGGUAUAAGUUCUGCCCAACCUGCGGUGCACCUACUACCAUAGCAGAGGCAGGAUAUAAACUUGUCUGCACAAAAGAAGGCUGUAGAAGUCUUCAAGGUGUUCAUAACACCUGCUACCCCCGCCUAGACCCUGUGGUAAUCAUGCUUGUAGUCUCAGAGGAUGGUAAGAGUGCUUUAUUAGGAAGGAAGAAAGGCUUUCCAGGAAAGAUGUACUCUUGCUUGGCAGGCUUCAUGGAACCAGGUGAGACUAUUGAGGAUGCUGUGAGGCGCGAAACCAAAGAAGAGAGUGGGAUCAUCGUAGGCAAGGUCCAAUACCACUCCUCCCAGCCAUGGCCGAUGCCUUCCCAGCUCAUGAUAGGAUGUAUCGCCAAGGCAACCUCCUCCAAGAUCACCGUAGAUGAAGACGAGCUGGUGGAUGCUCGUUGGUUUACUCGACAUGAUGUGAUUGAGAUGCUCGGGUCGUCGGGUGGUUCGGGGUCUUCCGGGGGAGGUAUGUUUGUACCUCCCGGAGCAGCCAUAGCCCAUCAAUUGCUUAAACACUGGGCCAAGAUGUCUCCAAACCUCUGAUCAAUUCCUACAUUCCUCUACAAGAAAUAGAAUAUCUUUGAAUAAGUAUUUGUUUGUCCAUCUGUGUACCCCACUAGCUUGUUAUGAUAUCUCAAGAAUCAUUAGAUCUUUGAAUAGCUUUAAAUACAUACAGUCAUAGAAAUGAGUGCAGAACCUUUUGAUUCAGUGCUAGUAUGCUUUAUCGAGUAGUACAGGCAUACUGAAGCUUUUCAUCUUGCACUCAUAAAGAUUGAUUUGAUUUUCUGUUCAUUCUUCCAUUUUCCUCUAAUAAGUACUAGAUGGAAAAGUUCAGUCUGUCUGUAUUAUAAUAAUAAUAAUAAUAAUAAUAAUAAUAAUAAUAGUGGCUUCUUGUAUAGCGCACA
Strongylocentrotus purpuratus (purple sea urchin) is the source of this 1944-nucleotide messenger RNA. Its product is annotated as peroxisomal NADH pyrophosphatase NUDT12. Gene Ontology annotation, biological process: NADP+ catabolic process; NAD+ catabolic process. The coding region runs from base 203 to 1582 and encodes 459 amino acids. Gene Ontology annotation, molecular function: metal ion binding; protein binding; NADH pyrophosphatase activity. The transcript has 4 exons. Gene Ontology annotation, cellular component: cytosol. NCBI's taxonomy places the organism in Eukaryota, Metazoa, Echinodermata, Echinoidea, Camarodonta, Strongylocentrotidae. The record is from RefSeq and is a predicted model, not a curated record.